UCCUUUUCCAGGAACCUGCCUCCAUCAGCAAUCCCUUCUGCAAUUCACAUUUGCUAGUCUCUCUCUCUCUCACACACACACGUAUACAGAUACAUUUGUUUUAAAAAGAAAUUCGUAGCAAAAUCUUGAACAAGAAAGUGAGACGAGAUUACCCCCACACCACAGCGCAAUAAAUGCAGAGUUGCAGACAGCCACGACACAAUUGGUUCCUUUUGAAGGACCUCUCUCUCUCUCUCUCGUCAGUGAGCACUAAAUGCGGAGUAGUUCUUCCACAACUACAAAGAUUCCUUCUUUUCUUUGCUGGAAUAUUUUCGGGGCCUCUGCAGCUUCUGGUGAAAUGGGCAGCGCAGAAUUUAGAUAAUUGAGCUGAAUUUAUGGGGUGUGUACUUGCAAAAGGAGCUGUUAGGAAAAGAGAAGAUCGCCGGAGGAAGCUCGGUGAUGAGCGCCGCGAUUCGGGAACCGCCGGUUCUGGGGCGGCGGCGAACGGCGGGUCGGAGAGAGGGAAGGAGAAGAAGAUCGUGGAGGUUCCAGCUGCGGCGGCGUCGACGGCGGCAGCGCCCCCCCUGGAGUUCCGGCUGAAGAGGGGUGUCUCCACCGGCGGCGAGGGGUGGCCUUCGUGGCUAAGCGACGUCGCCGGCCACGCUCUCAAGGAUUGGAAACCUCGCCGCGCUAGCACCUUCGAGAAGAUUGAUAAGAUAGGGCAAGGGACUUAUAGCAAUGUGUAUAAGGCUAAGGACUUGAUCACCGGGAAGAUAGUGGCCUUGAAGAAAGUAAGAUUCGACAACUUAGAGCCCGAGACUGUCAGGUUCAUGGCGCGAGAGAUACUUGUGUUGAGAAAGCUGGAUCACCCCAAUGUGAUUAAGCUCGAAGGUGUGGCGAUUUCCAGGAUGUCGAGCAGCCUGUACCUUAUUUUUGAGUAUAUGGAGCACGAUCUUGCUGGCCUUACUGCAUUCCAAAAUGUCAAGUUCACUGAGCCCCAGGUGAAAUGCUAUAUGAAACAAUUACUUUCUGGUCUAGAGCACUGCCACAACAAUGGUGUCCUACAUCGGGAUAUUAAGUGCUCUAACUUGCUUAUUGACAAUGAAGGAACCUUAAGAAUAGCUGAUUUUGGACUCGCUUCUUUCUUCAAUCCAGAAAGCAAACGACCAAUGACAAGCCGUGUUGUGACCCUUUGGUAUCGUCCUCCUGAACUUUUGCUUGGGGCCACUCGUUAUGGUGUUGGCGUCGAUUUGUGGAGUGCUGGAUGUAUUCUAGCAGAAUUAUUUGCCGGGAAACCUAUAUUGCGGGGACGUACAGAGGUUGAACAACUGCACAAGAUAUUUAAACUAUGUGGUUCUCCACCUGAGGAAUACUGGAAGAAAUCCAGAUUACCGAAUGCGACUCUCUAUAAACCCCAGCAUCCUUACAAGCGUUGCUUAGCAGAAACCUUCAAGGAUUUUCCGCCAUCUGCUCUUGCUCUGGUAGAAACUCUUCUUGCCAUUGAUCCCGAUGCACGUUGCAGUGCUACUGAAGCAUUAAAUAGUGAAUUUUUUACCACCGAACCAUAUGCAUGUGAGCCGUCAAGCUUACCCAAAUUCCCUCCCAGCAAAGAAAUGGAUAUAAAAUUGAGAGACGAAGAAGCUAGAAGGCAACGAGGUGUAGGGGCAAAAUCUCACGUCACAGAUGGCAGUAAACGAACUAGAGCACGUGACAAAGCCAGUCGAGCAGUUCCAGUUCCCGAAGCAAAUGCAGAGCUGCAACCCAACUUAGAUAGGCUGAGAAUGAUGUCCGAUGCCAAAGCCAAAAGCAAGAGCGACAAAUUUCCUCCGCCUCAUCAGGAUGCAGCAAUGGGCCAUCAUCCUCUUGAUGCAUCUCGAAAUGGCCCUUUAUCUUUCAGCGCAGCUGAAACUUCGUUCGCCUCAAUCUUGGAUCGGAGGUCUUCAAGAUCUCUACGGAGCACCACAUCCAAAGCUGCAACUUCGAGAAGUAGGAACGAUAAGGAGGAGCCCCAUAGGGCUCCUGCACGGAGCUUCAUGAACGCGUUGUAUCCCUCCUCCAUUGCUUGGGAUUUCGGGUUCAGUCGCAGGCGAACAGGUUUGGAAAAUAGCAGGGAUCGAAGGUAGAGAGACUUAGAGAGUCGGUUUGUACACAAUUUUGAAUGUCGUGUUUAUUUUUUCUGUAGUCAGAAUCAUCAUGUUCAUUCAAGGUCAUCUGUUUGCAUUCUUCAAUUUGUGUAUAUUAAAGAGCAACAUAGCAUUCAACAUCAGUUUUGUACAGUGAGAAUUGUUUGUACUACAACUGUGCAUUGUAAGUUUUUUUUUUUUUACCAUUUAAAUGGAAAAGAUCAAUGGGAGUAUGUUUUUGUUCA
Messenger RNA from Salvia miltiorrhiza (redroot sage), 2347 nucleotides. RefSeq names its product probable serine/threonine-protein kinase At1g54610. The transcript has 8 exons. NCBI's taxonomy places the organism in Eukaryota, Viridiplantae, Streptophyta, Magnoliopsida, Lamiales, Lamiaceae. Gene Ontology annotation, cellular component: nucleus; cyclin-dependent protein kinase holoenzyme complex. Gene Ontology annotation, biological process: positive regulation of transcription elongation by RNA polymerase II; protein phosphorylation. Gene Ontology annotation, molecular function: cyclin-dependent protein serine/threonine kinase activity; RNA polymerase II CTD heptapeptide repeat kinase activity; ATP binding. The coding region runs from base 375 to 2102 and encodes 575 amino acids. The record is from RefSeq and is a predicted model, not a curated record.